AUGGUCUUUGUCAUCACCAACGUGCGCGCCGGCGACAUGCACGACCCGAACCUGGUCUUUGGGUGGACGAUGGUCGGUUCGCCGGGCGUCAUCAAGGCGCCGAGCGACGACUACACCAUCACGGGCGCACCGGCGGCGCGGAUCGCCAAGGCGCUGACGGCACACUGGCACGAGCGCGUGAAGCCCCUGUUCGACAACAUGAACGAGCAGGAAGCGGCGUUUUGGAAGAUUUCGUGCUCGGACCCGAACGGCGUGCCCACGUGGACGAACGAGCCGCGCGUGACCGUCAUUGGCGAUGCCAUCCAUGCCAUGACGCCUGCUGGCGGCAACGGCGCGAACACGGCGGUGCGCGACGCCGCUCUCCUCGGCAGGCUCCUCGUCGAAGCCUGGGAGCGCGGCGACGGCGAGCAGUGGCGGGGCGUGACCGACGCGUACGAGAAGGAAAUGCGCGUGUACGGCAGCGAGGCGGUCAAGGCGAGCUUCGGUCAGGCGACGAGCCAGUGGAAGGUCAAGAUUGACCUGGCCACGGCGCCGACAAUCAAUGACCAAAGGGGCCUGCUGAGUCAGCCGUCGGCACCCGGAUCCGAAGACCCGACAGUCAGUUCGCACGCACACGCAAACGUGGGGCGGCGGAUUCUUCCAGAUCCCUUCCCUCCCAAGCCCAAGGCUUCCAUCCUGGCAUCCUGGCUCUCCAAGCCUCCACCACAACGACCAGACGGCCACUUUCAAACGCCCGCCCCUCCCCCCCCCGUCUCUGUCCAUUUGCCCUUGUCCGAUGCUGCUCCACGUCAGGCACAGGCACAGGCACAGGCACAGGCACAGGCACGCCCACAAGAGGCGGUGCGGAGAAACAGGCACCAGGUCAUCAUCGCUCUCGGCCCUCGCCGUCUGGGCGACCUCCGCAUCUACCUGAUCCGCGAGACGCACAGGCGGUACAUAGAGGACCCCGCCGUUUACGCCCAUCUCGUCCAGCCCGCAGGCCAGGCGCUGCCGCAGUGGAAGCUCCAGAACCUCCAAAAGGGCAUCGUCUCACAGGGCCUUAAGGAUAUGCUCGACGCCCUCAACGAGAGGCCCAUCUACAAGAAGAGCACCUCGGCCGCCGACUUUGUCAGGGUCCUCGAGCAGGCCUUUAAGCAGCGCAUCAGUCGCCAGCAGCAGGAUGCGCAGGAGUUCCUGCAGAUCGUCGCCGAGCGUCUCAAGGAUGAGUACCACGCCGGCGAGCGCGCCAGGGCCCACGCGAGGAACGCCGUCGCCCAGGGCACCAUUGCUUCGCAGCCCGUCGACGGCGUCGCUAUUCAGGAGAGGCUCGAAGGCUUGGCUGCGGCGGCGGCUGCGGCAGACCCGAACAACUCUGACCAACGGUGUCGUGCCGAACGCGCUGCAGGACGAGGACGAGGGCUUCCCCAUGGAGGGCCAGCACGAGUCGCAGCUCGAGUGCCAGACGUGCGGCCACAAGUCGGCACCGAAAACCGAGACGUUUGUGACCCUGACCCUUCGCGUUCCGCAGGUCAGGUCGACAACGCUGAGCUCGUGCUUUGA
Messenger RNA from Verticillium alfalfae VaMs.102, 1539 nucleotides. RefSeq lists its product as hypothetical. NCBI's taxonomy places the organism in Eukaryota, Fungi, Ascomycota, Sordariomycetes, Glomerellales, Plectosphaerellaceae. The coding region runs from base 1 to 1539 and encodes 512 amino acids. Gene Ontology annotation, molecular function: FAD binding. The transcript is spliced from 4 exons. The record is from RefSeq and is a predicted model, not a curated record.